Molecule: messenger RNA, 612 nt
Organism: Zasmidium cellare ATCC 36951
Lineage: Eukaryota; Fungi; Ascomycota; Dothideomycetes; Mycosphaerellales; Mycosphaerellaceae
Exons: 4
Coding region: 1-612 (203 amino acids)
Biological process (GO): positive regulation of transcription from RNA polymerase II promoter by galactose
Cellular component (GO): nucleus
Molecular function (GO): RNA polymerase II cis-regulatory region sequence-specific DNA binding; DNA-binding transcription factor activity, RNA polymerase II-specific; zinc ion binding
Source: RefSeq, a predicted model, not a curated record
AUGUUCGCCUACGAACCUGGCUUCUACGUGCCAGUCAAUCAAGGCUAUGAGCACCCGGCACUGCCAUACCACCCAUUCGCCGCCCACGAAAUGACGCCGCAUCCUGAGUACGAAGGAUACGUGCUCGUCAACCCGACCCAAGGUAACGGCUGGCUCUCGGAGUCGCAUGACUAUCACCCGAACAAAGUACCUCGUUUCUCUACACCGGUACUGCCUUCAGCGACCACGCCUCCUCGAGCACCGGCUGUCCCCAUCAGCCCGGUAUCGUUUGUGACUCGGCAGAAGUUCAAGCGGACUGCAACGGCAUGCGAGGAGUGCCGAAAGAAAAAGCAGAAAUGCGACGGCGAAGACCCCUGCCAGGCAUGCAAAGACCAAAACAUCAACUGCCAAUACCGCGAGGUGCCGAUCAGGAAGAAAGACCAAGGCCCCGAGAGGUUGAUGCAACUGAUGGAGCACCUACACAAACAAAUCGCCAUGCUGAACGACCGAAUCGUCGAAAUGCGCGCCAUGCUGGACGAGCAAGAUCGACGCCUCAGGCUGCAGACGCAGAACUGGCAUCGACACAACAGUAACAACAACAACAAUGCCAAUGUCGGGGAGGUCUGCGCGUAA